AUGUCAGCUUCUGUAGCGGAACACAGAGAACGAGUGGUAGAACACAUCGAAAUAGCUCGCCGAAUCUCCGCCCAAAAUAUCCAAAGAGCACAACAGAGAAUGAAGGAUCUUCACGAUCGCUAUGCAGAACCUACACAGUUCCAGUUGGGGGAUCGUGUGGGGGUGUUCUGUCCCAAGAACCCCAAAGGCGUCUCGAAAAAGUUGGCCCACAAUUAUCAUGGUCCGUACCGGAUGGUAGAAUCUCUCUCUCCUGUGCAUUGCAUUUUAAGGGCCACCGAUAACCGCCACGUUUCCACAACAGUUCACGUACCUAAGCUCACGAGAUACAUCGACCCUGCUGAUCGUCCCAGUCGGGAGCCGCUUUUUCAAGUAGAUGAACCCUUUUUGGCUGAUAGCGAUUUGCCUACGGAUAGUUUCAUCUCAGAGGAUUUGAACCUCGAUCUCUCUCGUCACCAGGCCCUCCCGGACAGCGAUGACGUAGAUACAGCACCUAGUCCGGCUACAAAUGUUCUCCCGGUUUCUGCUGCUAGUCCGGUCCGUCCUCCUUCCUCCUUAGCGCCUACACUGUCAGGCUUUAGUUCCACACCUACUCCAGUCGCUUCAGAGCCCGCGGUGUCUUUGGCUUCAGCCUCUCGACUACUGGCCGAUUCCGAUGGCGCUCCUACGGACCUUGCUGUUGACUGCUCUACUGUUAACCAAGGUUAACGCAUCAUGCGACAUCGCAUACGCAACGGAAAACCACAGUUUCUCCUAAAAUGGUCGGGAUUUCCCCACGACCAGAACACAUGGGAGCCACGUGAGCAUUUACUUGAUGAUCGCCUACUAAAGGAUUAUCUCAAACGAAAUCCUGGUGCUAAACGUGUUCUCGAUCCGGACCCACACUACAAUCCUCCUGUCGCUGCCAUGUCCUCUUCUCCCUGUACCGAGGCGUCCUCUGUCGUCGCUUUCCUGACAUUAGAGAUUGAUAGCACGUGUUGUGACAAACACUUGUCGCUGUGCUUGCUAAAUGCUCGUUCUGUUAAAAAUAAGACCGCUGACCUUUUUGAUUAUAUAUGCGACUCUAAGGCUGACCUUGUUGCGAUCACUGAGACUUGGCAGACUACUGACGACGCGGUUGUGCGAGCUGAAUUGUGCCCGGUCGAAUACAAAAUUUCUGAUCGCCCACGCACUGGUCGUCGUGGUGGCGGAGUGGCCUUGAUAUACCUUUGAAUACUCCGAACGGACAAUCUCAUCACCUUCGCUCAAUCUUCGGCUUGUCCUUCUUUAUCGUCCACCUUAUUCAGCUGAUCACAGAGUCUCAACUAAUGAUUUCUUCACGGAGUUCUCUACCUACCUAGAAUCCAUACUUCUCUCCAAAGAGCAUCUUGUGAUUGCUGGUGACUUUAAUAUCCACGUCGAUGUCCCCCAUGAUCCUGACUCAGUCAAACUACUUGAUCUUUUACAGUCUGUUGGCCUCCAGCAACAAAUCACUGAGCCUACGCAAAUUCAGGGUCACACACUUGAUCUCGUUAUCACCCGUUCCAGAGAUGAUAUCUUAAAUAAGGUCCCUGUAGUUGAUCGCUUUAUCUCUGACCACGCAUCUGUUUAUUUUACACUUCAGCCCGACAGACCUUGCAUGACUACUAUGAACGUUGUCUACAGAAAGCUGAAAUCCGUCGAUCUUGAAUCUCUUAAGCGGGACUUAUCUGACUCCUUGUUAUGUAGUGAUCCACCGGAUCUGCAAGUGCAUCUUCACUCAGAAGAUCCACGUGACCUGGAUGCUCUUGUACGCAGAUACAACACUACACUUUCCAAAGUAAUUGAUUGUCACGCCCCACUCAAGACUAAGACUGUGAAAGUUAGACCUGCAGUGCCUUGGUACAACGACGAGAAAAAGGCUGCUAAACGCUUGAGACGUAAGGAUAGAUAGAUAGAUAGAUAAUCUUUAUUUAUCCACGGUACAAAAUUCGUCAGCUUUAAAAAUGCCUAAUACUAAUAUAAUAAAAAUAUUUAAAUAAAAAAGCUGCUUUCCACGAAUGCCGUGCCUUACAGUUCUUUGAGUAGUCGUUUAAAUUGCCCAAGGGACUCUGCUUCCCUUAAGUUUCAAGGAAGACUGUUCCAGAGAAUGGCGCCACUAUAGCUGAAGCUGUUUUUGUAAUAGUUUGUGCGCGGUAAUGGAACAUUGAGUUUAUUUUCAGAGUCCCUUAGGUUAUAUGCGACUUCUCGCCUUUCAAAUUUAGAACUAAGAUAGUUUGGAGCCAACCCGUGCAGAGACCUGUAAACCAUCGCAGCUCUUUGAAAUUGUUGCUGGCAAGCUAGGUUUUUCCACCCUAGAAGUUUGAAAAGGUGACCAGCAUCUACGUCAUACCUUGAGUAGGUCAAAACACGGGCUGCUCUGUUUUGUAGCUUUUGAACCUUAUUCCGUAAGGUUAUCCCACAGUUUCCCCAAACAAUGUUGCAAUAAUAUAUUGAUAUAUUAGUUGUAAGGUCGCCUGAGGGACAAGGUGCCUUAUUCGUUUUAUGGCCCCAAUACCAGAAGCGACUUUCUUUGUUACUUUCUCGAUAUGGCCACUCCAAUCAAGUCUGUCAUCGAUGGUCACUCAGGCUGAGAGAACCUGGAGGAGAACGAGAUCUGUGUCUGACUUGAAUAUUUUCAAGUCUUACAGAAACCGCGUGACGUACCUCAUGAACCAGGCCAGGCAGGCAUUUUACACUAACUUUAUUGAUGAGAAUAGCACAGACCAUAAAAGAUUAUUCAGAGCUACCAAACAACUCCUUGCUAAGAAAGAGGAGAUUUCGUUUCCUAAUUAUCAGGACAAAUCGAAACUAGCCAAUGACAUCGGCGGCUUUUUCGUUCGAAAGAUAGAUAGAAUUCGUUUUGAUAUUGAUGGCGUAGACAUCAAUCCAAGCGCGCGCAAUGCGCUACCUCCUGAUCAGGAAGUAGAUGCUGCGCAUGCUUUUCAUUCCUUUCAACCACUCUGGGAAAACGACGUCUCUGCGCUCAUCCGCAAGUCUGCUAAGAAGUCCUGCCCGGUGGACCCGAUGCCAACUUCUCUGGUUGUUGGCUGCCUUGACGUGCUGUUGCCUGUUAUUUCACGAAUUAUAAAUCUUUCGCUAUCAUGCGGCCAUUUCUCUGAGGAAUGGAAAGAAGCGCUGGUUACUCCGAUACUUAAGAAACCUGGCUUAGACCCGACGCAGUUGAAUAACCUUCGCCCUGUCAGUAACUUGGACUUUACAUCAAAAUUGACAGAGCGCGCCGUUUUCGACCAAAUUCACAGUCAUAUGAGUCGAUUCGCCCUUUAUCCAACCUCGCAAUCCGCUUACCGAAAGGGUCACAGCACAGAAACAGCGCUACUGAAGGUACAAAAUGACAUUCUCAUGAAUAUGAAUCGCAAGCAUGUAACUCUUCUAGUUCUCCUAGAUUUGAGCGCAGCGUUUGACACUGUUGACCACAAUAUCCUGCUUGGUCGUCUUAAGUCACGUAUCGGCAUUAAUGGCACCACCCUUAAUUGGUUUACGUCUUAUCUUAACAACAGGUCGCAACGAGUCUCGCUAAAUGGCUUUACAUCUGACAGUUUUAAGUUUCCUUAUGGCGUUCCACAAGGAUCGGGGCCAUUGUUGUUUACCAUUUAUUCCAGCAAACUGUUUGAAGUCAUCAAAUACCAUCUACCUGAAGCACAUGCCUAUGCUGAUGAAACUCAGCUUUACCUGUCGUUUAGCCCUGACACGGCUACUAAGCAGACUGAUGCGGUCAUUGCCAAGGAACGCUGUAUAUCGGACAUUCGUACGUGGAUGCUUACGGAUAAGCUCAAACUUAAUGAUGACAAAACUGAGUUCAUGUUGAUUGGUACAAAACAACAACUUUCCAAAGUAAAUAUUGAUUGCCUUACCGUAGGAAGCAUUGACGUUGCUCCUGUCACUGUGGCAAGAAAUUUAGGGACAUGGUUCGAUUCUAACUUGAAUCUCCAGGAACAGAUCCACAAAACUUGUAAAUCUGGGUUUUUCCAUUUAUACAAUAUUCGGCGUAUCCGAAAAUAUCUGUCCCAGGAGUCUGCACAAACUUUGGUCCAUGCUUUUAUCAUUGGUCGUAUAGAUUACUGCAACAGCCUUCUGUUUGGUUUACCCUCUGUUCAUCUACUUAAACUGCAACGCUUGCAGAAUGCAGCUGCUCGGCUUAUAUCUAAUGUCCCUCGCUACAGUCACAUAACACCAGUACUAUGUUCCUUACAUUGGCUUCCUGUCAAAUUUCGUAUUGAUUUUAAAAUACUUCUUUUUACUUUUAAGGCUAUCUACGAUCAUGCGCCUGGUUACUUGAUCGAUUUGAUUGCUAUGAAAGAACAGCCGCGCUAUAAUCUCCGUUCAGCUACAACCAGUUGCAAAAGUACUUGAGACACUGUACCAUAUUUUGGCUUAAAUGGCCUGUCCAUGAUCUUGUGCUUGUGACCCCCCUCCACUCCUUUUCAAAGUUGCUAGGAAUACAAGACCAUGCUCAAAACUUGGAGGAACAACUUUGAAUUGGGGGGAGGAGGGGGGUCACUAUUUUAUCUCACAGACCUGUGACUAGCAGUGAUUUGAAGCAAGACAGGUUGUUUUUUCGUGAGAGUGUCUUAACAUUUUUGCAACUGGUUGCAUGAGUCCUUCAUACCUCUAUAGCCGUGGUGCCCGAUUAAUAAACAGGGUGAAACGUGGUGCACUUUUUGCACCUAAGGAGGUGGUUAUAAAAAAUAGCAUCUCAUUUCCCUAGGUUGCGUUUUUUAAAAUGGCGAGACAAAAACGGCAGUUUUUUCCACUUUUGUUUUUGUGGUAAUUUGCUCGAAACUGGGCUUUUAAAAGGAGCGCGUGGCAAAAGAUGCCACACCAUCUCGAGUAAGCUGCAACGAAAAGGGUUUUUGUCCUAACACGCUACAAAAAUACGAAAAAUAAUAUACUUUCUUCGAACUCGGGUAAAAGACGUUUAUUAAUGAAAGGAAAGUGACCUAAGAUGCCCCGCUAGAUCAAGGAGAUGGCUUUUUGUUGUUGAUUCUGAUAAGUACGUGGAAAUGGUUCCUCUUUUAUCGCCUGCCAUUUACAGGAAGGAAAAGUUACGCUAAAAAGUAGCUGUUGUGGACUUUAGUUUACUUAACACAAGUUUGGAUUUAUGUUUACGUUUUGGUUGUCUUACAACUUGGUUUCGAUUUUGAAGCCCGAGUGUGACUAGUGAUCAGAUAACGUGAAAAUUCACGCGCGUAUUUCAGUAACAUAGCCCCGAGAGCUCGCAUAUAACGUGGCCUUGUAUUCUAUACUUGGUAACAAAAUGUAUUUCUUUGCAAAAAAGAAGUCACUGUCCCCAAGAAUAGUAAUUUUCCACCAUAGCAAUGUCAGGAAUUUACGUGCGUCAACGGUCUACCAUCAUAUCAGAUAAAUAUAAUGAUAUAUCAUAUUUCUUACUGUUGCAGAAUGGUAGACCGUGAUUGAUGGUAGAUCGUCAGAAAAUAGAAACUAACUAAGCACAACUUUUUCUGCUCUCUAGCUCUAACGGACGUUAAUAACUAUGUUAUUUUCACUGUAGUAGAUGAAAAAAACUGAACGGUUUUACUUUUACAGCGGUGUUGAAAAAUAACUCACGCGGUAUACCGAUUACAUAACACCACUGCAUAUCAAAUGUCAUUGCGUUACAGAUACAGGGGUGAAAAUGGAAGUUUGGCAGCUUUAUUCGCAACUGUAAUAUCUCUAAUUACCAGGAAAAGGAAACGUAUGCUGUUAAUAUGCAUUCACACUUCUCAGAGUUUAAUCACCACGCCGGAACAGCCAUGUCACGGUAUAUAAUUAAUAGCACAUGCGUUACAACAAAAUUGAGGCAAAAUUUUAAAGUCACUACAUUCUUAAGCGCUUUUUUAUGCAGUUUUGCUAUCAAUGACAAUGAUGUGUCAGCUGGGAAAAGCAACAGAAAGUGCCAUUCUAGUCAUUUAUCUCGCUAUAGACUUCUCUUUGGGAAGCUGAGACGUGGAAAUAGCUUUUUGAAGUAAAACGUAAAUGAGACAACCAGUUGCAAAAGUACUUGAGACACUGUACCAUAUUUUGGCUUAAAUGGCCUGUCCAUGAUCUUGUGCUUGUGACCCCCCUCCACCCCUUUUCAAAGUUGCUUGGAAUACAAGACCAUGCUCAAAACUUGGAGGAACAACUUUGAAUUGGGGGGAGGAGGGGGGUCACUAUUUUAUCUCACAGACCUGUGACUAGCAGUGAUGUGAAGCAAGACAGGUUGUUUUUUCGUGAGAGUGUCUUAACAUUUUUGCAACUGGUUGUAGCGGUCUUAUCUAUCCUAGUUUAAAACUGAAAAAGACUUUAGGGAAUCGUGCUUUUUCAUCUGCUGCCCCUAAUUUAUGGAACAAUCUGCCCCUUCACAUCCGUCUUGAGGACAAUUUUGAACAUUUUAAAUCUUUACUUAAAACGCAUCUUUUUAGACUAGCUUUUGAUAUGUAAUGUUUUUUAACCUACUAUGUAAUAUAUUUAGUGUUUUUUAUCUUUAUUUAAUUUUUAGCGUUGUUUAUUCUUAGCCUUAAUUAUUUGCUCAUUUUGGCUUUUAUUUUCUUUUAACAUUUACGUGUUGUCACGCGCUUUUGAUCAUAUUUGCAUGGAAAAGGCGCGUUAUAAAUUUUUAAUUAUUAUUAUUAUUAUUAUUAUUAUUAUUACGACGCCCUUCUUCUGGUUACCCGCCUAAAGAAAACCGCUGUUAGCUAACAAUUUGCGUCAUGUACAGCUUUCCCAAUUGUCCACUACUCCCGCCCAAAAGCCUGGACCCGACCCAACUACACCCCAGCCCCCUUCCGGUGCAGUGUGA
Porites lobata is the source of this 6796-nucleotide messenger RNA. NCBI's taxonomy places the organism in Eukaryota, Metazoa, Cnidaria, Anthozoa, Scleractinia, Poritidae. The record is from the annotation of a GenBank genome assembly.